UUCAGUAAGAAAGUUUCCAUAUUUCCUAAGCAGAGUUACACAUCAUGAAGUAACUGAGAUAUGUCUACAAUAUUAUAUUCACUCGUCAAAUUAGAGUUGUAGAUGUCUGAGCUUGACCCCCAAUACCUAUUGAGAGGAAGCUCAUUGUCCACCCACACUUUGCACCUCAGGUUAAAUCUGUGACUUCACACUAGCUACACAUCAGCAGAAAGGAAUAUACGCAAUUGAAAAUGGACUCCAUUAGAAGCUUACAAACUACUGAAGCCAUACAACGCAUAUCAGAUUCAGUGUUUGUGGGACUGAGCCACAUAGUGGGGACCUCACAACUGGUGGCCAUGCGGAGAGAUAUGAUGGACAUCAGUGAUGUAGUGGACAAUCAAGUGAAAACAAGUGAUGAGCAAAGUGGGAUGGUGAGUGGAAGUAUCAGAGAAGGACUCAGACUGAAAGGAUCAGAUAUUGACGUUAUGUACUGGCCACAUAAUCACCGUGUGAUCUGGGAAUUAUCUCAGUCUCAGUAUUACAACACACACAGACAAACACUGAUCCUCUGUGACUGUUCUGAAAGUCCACCAGGAUUUACUUUAAUAUAUUUACUGUCACCAAGCAUGGUCAGAGACAUUCAAAGAGCGUGUGUUAGAAUGAAUAACAAAUAUUAUGUAUCUAGUUCUAAAUACACACAGAUCUUUAUAUCUGAGUCAUCACUACCUUAUAACCCCACUCCACAUGGACCCUGUGUCAGUGGAACAUAUAGAACAACAGAAUAUGAUUCUGCCUACUGUUUUGCUAGUGACUUUUGGCCUCCCUCUGCCUUCCAAUGGAUAGACAGAUGUCUCUCAUGGCCCCAGCCUCAUGUUGUUGAUGAUAUAGUGAAAAAUGGAUGCCACUUUGUAGCAAUUGGACAUAAGUUAGGAAAUCAUGAAGAUCAUGAAUGGAGAAUAUCUUUCUCCAAAGCUGAACAAAAACUUGUGUAUGCAAUGAAUCACUGUCAAUUCUUAACUUACGGCUUACUUAAAUUGAUCUUAACAGAAAUAAUUAACAAUGGAGUAGGUGAUGAUGAUAAAUUACUGUGUUCCUAUCACAUGAAGACGGCAGUUUUCUGGGUGAUCCAACAAAAUGCAAUACCUCACUGGUGCCCACAAAAUCUUCUGGGGGGUUUCUGGGUCUGUUUUAAACUCAUCCUCAAAUGGGUGUUUGAGGCGGUCUGUCCUAACUUUUUCAUUCCAGGCAACAACAUGUUUCUGAGUAAAAUUCAUGGCGUCAAACAACAUCAAUUAUUUGAAAGACUGUCAGAGUUGUAUAAAAAGGGUUUAGCAUUCCUGCUACACAGUCCCUCCAUUAGGUCUUAUAUUAUAGAUGUCCUCUAUAACCCCAGAAACUUUAUCUGUACAGAUGAUCAUACUCUGAUUUCUGAGGAUGAGUUUGAUAGAAAUCUAUUUAAUGAAAUACUAAGUCAAUAUGCAAUACCAGGCAAACUGGACAUACAAAUCUGCAUUAGAUAUCUACAUACAAUAGAACAGAUGAUAAGUUCACCCCUACUGACACAGUAUCAAGUCAUAAUGCUACAGAACAUGACCUCUAGGAGCCUUAUGAACACAGCUUUUAUAUUUCAUAUGGAAACUUGCACACCUGACAACAAACUGAGUUAUAGAGCUGACAAAAUGUCCAGUCAUAUGCUAAAAUUAGCUGCCAGUUUUGGUUAUAUUACAGACAUGCUGUACAUGGCCAUGUAUUAUUAUAAGACACUUAGAUACGUGGUAGCUUUAUCUAUUAUAGAGAUGAUCAAAUUCAAGUUAGCGCAGCCAUAUGUGAUGUAUAAAUAUAUAGAUGCAGAGAUGUAUACUGAAGCUGUAGGGGGACAGUCCUGGUCUACAAAGAUGAGACAGGUUGUAUUAUAUCAUGCCAGACUUGACAAAGGAAUUCAUUACAUCAGUGAAUUGAUACCAGAACAACAGUCUAGUCUACAGAAUAAUCAGGAUAUAUUAUUCAUCCCACCCUUUAUCCUGUUAUACAUGCUAGAGAUCUUGUGCUACAGACAUGUAGACACAAUGCGAGCACAAACAGCUCUAGAUGAUCUACAGACCCUAGUUCACUAUGAUCAGGAACAGAUUAUAGAUUUAGAUUUCAGAGACAUAUCGUGGCAGAUUCUGGGGAUCUGUCAACAGGUGACAGGGAACCUCCAGGCUGCUCUUUACUCAUACCAACAAUCUCUCAGACAAGAACCAUUCAACAAAAUACAAGCAGCUACAGAAAUGAGAAUACAGAAAGUUUACCAAGGGAUUAAUUAA
Messenger RNA from Saccostrea cuccullata (small rock oyster), 2285 nucleotides. RefSeq lists its product as uncharacterized. The transcript is spliced from 2 exons. Bases 231 to 2285 code for a protein of 684 amino acids. NCBI's taxonomy places the organism in Eukaryota, Metazoa, Mollusca, Bivalvia, Ostreida, Ostreidae. The record is from RefSeq and is a predicted model, not a curated record.